AUGACUCCCGAUUCCUCCAAGCAAGAAAACCAGCUGCUCGAGGAAAGGUCGACUAAGACGGCGACUAGGCUAGAGCACCUGCACGAUACAAUCCAUGCGCUCGAGAGACAAAGCAGCCAGGCGAUUCAGCAAGAGGACGAGGCAGACGCUCGUGUUGCCGAAGUCGAGGAGUACAACAGAACUCUGUUGCUCGACUUUAAGAACAUGCAUGCUCAGGAGCCUCGUGAAGUUGAAGAGCCCCACAUCUGCAAGCCAAACGAAGUGAGAAACCUUUACCAGGCUUUUCAGAUGUCUCAACUCAAAUGCGCCGAACUCGUCGCAGCGAACGAAAUAUUUCUCAAAGCGGUCGACGACCGGAAUUAA
Messenger RNA from Cladophialophora psammophila CBS 110553, 363 nucleotides. RefSeq lists its product as uncharacterized. The coding region runs from base 1 to 363 and encodes 120 amino acids. NCBI's taxonomy places the organism in Eukaryota, Fungi, Ascomycota, Eurotiomycetes, Chaetothyriales, Herpotrichiellaceae. The record is from RefSeq and is a predicted model, not a curated record. The transcript has a single exon.